UUUGCAUAAUUUUAAAUAUCAUUUCGAUUCUAUAUCCGAUUAUUGAGUCCGCCGAAUAACUAUUAAGAUUUGUUCAUUUGGUGUCGUAAUAGGAAAUGUUAAAAUCUUGAUUUGACAUUAGGUUUUAAUUACGUAAAAUAAGAAUAAUAUAGCCAUGAUUUUGUUUAUAUUCUAAAUCUGUCGAACACACGUGAUCGAGAGAUUGCAAAAUAGUAAGUAUAUAAACUGUAUAUAUAGACGACAGCGAACAGAGUCUAUCUUAUUCUGAACUUUGUAAUCCACGUUUCUGAAAGGAAUUAUUUCUCAGUUCUGUGUUCGAAAAUAUUUAAGUUUAUCGACGACAUCACGUGGUCGUUUUUAUACAGCCGUUUGACAUUUUCAAUAAAAACUUAGUAGGACGGAUCGAUGACGUCAGUAGUUUGAUGUUACACGUGGGUACAGGAAAAAAUUAAAAAAUCGACGGUUACAUGGCUUCGCGACCGCUGUACAACGUAGUCACAAAAAUUUAAAAAGCAAAUAAGGGUUAAAAGAGGAAGGAGUAUCGCGUCGGUUGAUCUUCACAUGUUCGCAAGAUAGUACUGAACGACAUUAUUGUACUGAGUGGUACUGAGCAGUACUGAGCUGUUUGCUAUUACGGGGACGAGACGUCUCUAUAUCUACAUAGACUAGUUUAGUGAGUUUGAUGAAAGUUUUAACAAUUUCUCUAAAUUCGACUAAAGAAUUUAACGAAACGAAAAUCCAUAUUUGAAAUCGCGAGUAGCUAGCUAUAUAUAUAUUGUUUACGCGUAAGUGCUGAACCGUCGAUGAAAUGAAAUUAUGAUUCGACAAAUUAUGACCAGUUAGUCUUCUUAGUGUUAAUUUUGAUAACUGUUCCACAACGAGUUCCUAGAACAAUAUCAUAACUCGUAAGAAUCUAAUAUUUCCUUUGAAAUGACGUUACCAGACAAAGAAUUUUACAUUGCAUUGGAGAGAAUUAUAAAUAACUCAAAGUUUAACAAUGAGUCCUCAGAGUUAUAAAAAUCAUAUUAUUACAAAAGUUAUGGCAUCCAAUGGUUACAAUGGUGCUGAAGAAUCAGCCAAGGAAUCCAAAAAUCAUUCAUCACCUUGUGAGCCAUUAAAUUCAAUGCCAUGGUUUGGUAUGGAUAUAGGAGGUACAUUAUCCAAAUUAGUAUAUUUUGAACCGAAAGACAUUACAAGAGAUGAAGCAGAUGCAGAGAUAGAAAUAUUAAAAAAUAUUCGGCGAUAUUUAGUUAAAAAUUCAGCUUACGGGAAAACAGGUCACAGAGAUACGCAUUUACAGAUGGAUAAUGUCUGUAUCAGAGGUAGACGUGGUACAUUACAUUUUAUUAGAUUUCCCACAAGUGAAAUGGGAAAUUUUUUAGCCUUAGCCAGGUCUAAGGGAAUGGCUAAUCUUGUAACAACAGUUUGUGCUACCGGUGGUGGAGCAUAUAAAUUUGAAAAAAAUUUUAAACAAGAAGUAAACAUGAAUUUAGCAAAAUUUGAUGAAUUAGAUAGUUUAAUACGUGGUAUACUUUAUAUAGAGACAACUAAUCCACAUGAAUGUUAUUAUUGGUCUCAUCCUACGGAUGAUAGUAAAUGUCAGAAGGUUCCUUAUGACUUUUCUGAACCUUAUCCUUUUUUGCUUGUAAAUAUAGGAUCAGGAGUAAGCAUACUAGCUGUUUAUGGGCCAGACAACUAUAAAAGAAUAUCUGGAACCAGCCUAGGUGGUGGUACAUUUUUAGGAUUAUGUUGCUUACUAACUGGAUGCAAUACAUUCGAAGAAGCAAUAGAAUUAGCAACAGGAGGUGAUAAUACUAGAGUUGACAAAUUGGUUAAGGACAUUUAUGGUGGCGGUUAUGGACCUUUUGGUCUUCCUGGAGAUCUUGUUGCAAGCAGUGAUUUACUUGCAUGUUUUCAAUAUGUAUGCAGUUUUGGACAAAUGAAUUCCAAAGAUCGUCGAAAUACAGUUCGUAAAGAAGACCUUGCACGUGCAACACUUGUCACUAUUACAAAUAAUAUUGGUUCUAUUGCACGUAUGUGUGCCGUCAAUGAAAAAAUUGAAAGGGUAGUGUUUGUAGGAAACUUCCUUAGAGUGAAUCCUAUAUCAAUGAAACUUUUGGCCUAUGCUAUGGAUUAUUGGUCUAAAGGAACAAUGAAAGCUUUGUUCUUAGAACAUGAGGGUUACUUUGGUGCAGUAGGAUGUUUGCUACAAUUCAAUGGCGAAACAUGCUAAAAUCAUAGAAAAUUGCAUAAUAUUUAGCAUUCCAUUUGAUACUGCAACUCAAAUGAAUCUUUUUCAUAAGGAUGGUUAUGCAAUUAUUUAACAUAAUUAUUUAUUUUUGUUAUGCAAUAUUUAAUUUCUCAGGAAUUAUCAUGUGUAUAUGUUAUGUAUGAAGUUAUAAUGUUGCGUGAAAUUGAUCUAUGGCACCAACCUGUGGUAAGGUUAUGUCUUUAAAUGUAACCGUAUUUAUUACAAUUUUGAAUAAGCACACUAUAAUAAGUUAUUAUUUCGAAAUACGUUACAUGAUUAUUGCAUAAAGACCUAAUGUGGGCACAAACCUUGUGCGAGUUUAACGAAAGAAACUACAACGGACCAAAACCCAAACGCAUACAACUUACCCGAAUAUUCUUCACACGGGUAACAAGGGUCUACCUCAUAUUAUGCUUUUUAAACAUUUUAAUAGAUAUAUAUUCAGAAUCGUUUUAAUCGUUCGGAACUGCUAUUAACACAAAAGUCAGUAAUAAAUAUUAAGUACGUAUUAAAUUAUUAUUAUUCAUUUUGCUAUGAAUAUUUUUUUUUACUUUAAUUAGUAGAAGUUAUGAAAUAUAACAAUUGAUUAAUGUUAUGUUACAAUAAUUAUUAAAAAUUAUACAAAUUACAUGUAACGGUCGGUGGCCACAUUUAAGUGUUAUUUACAUGCAUUUUUUUAGCUGUUUGAAAAAUGUGAGGAGUACUGUAUCAGAUAGUUAUUAUUAUUGAAUUUUAACAAAUGUAUAGCGUGCCACAAGAACACGUAAGAAAUCAGAUGAUCAUUGUUAGACAUUUUUUUUAUAGAUUAAUUUUACAAGGUGACGAACAAUAGAACGUAAAAUAUCACGAGGAUAUUUGUUUUGUAGCACUAUAAAAGAUGUUUUUGCUAUACGUAUUUUACUAUAUGUUUGACGUUAUAGUUAACAUGUGUAUGAAUUUAAAGAUAAAAGGAUAAGAAAUUUGUUUAUAUAUUUAUUUUUAUGGGGUAGGAACAAAUGUAAUUUUCUUAUAUUAAUAAAUGAUUCCAUAUUUGGCAUGA
This is a messenger RNA of Hylaeus anthracinus, 3290 nucleotides long. It is a transcript of the gene fbl, whose product is annotated as pantothenate kinase 3. NCBI's taxonomy places the organism in Eukaryota, Metazoa, Arthropoda, Insecta, Hymenoptera, Colletidae. Gene Ontology annotation, biological process: coenzyme A biosynthetic process. Gene Ontology annotation, cellular component: nucleus; cytosol. The transcript has 10 exons. The record is from RefSeq and is a predicted model, not a curated record. Gene Ontology annotation, molecular function: pantothenate kinase activity; ATP binding. Bases 998 to 2233 code for a protein of 411 amino acids.